Messenger RNA from Vanessa tameamea, 1401 nucleotides. RefSeq lists its product as uncharacterized. The record is from RefSeq and is a predicted model, not a curated record. Lineage: Eukaryota; Metazoa; Arthropoda; Insecta; Lepidoptera; Nymphalidae. The transcript has 2 exons. The coding region runs from base 197 to 1294 and encodes 365 amino acids.
ACCAAAAAAAGUUGUGGAUAAAAAUACUCAAACUGAUAUAACAUUUUUGGAAAAAUUAAUCGUUGAACAUAUUAAUCCUGACACUUUAACAAAAAACAAUCAAAAGGAACUUUCUAAACAAGUCGAAGAUAACAAUGCAGAAAUAAAUCCUAAUUUAGUACCAUUAACACCAAUUGUAGGUACACUGUACGAAGCAAUGGCACCUGAUGUUUGUGUUCCACCUGAUUUAACUCAGAAGGAUAAUAAAAUAAUUAUAGGAAAACAUCCACCAAAAUCUACUAACGUCAACAAGACAUCCAAUGUCAUGAUUUUAUCAAAUGAAAAGAUUUCUCCAUCCGAAAAAAUGAGCAAUAAAAGUAAAAAUCCUGAGGUUACAAAUCAUGAUAAUCAGAAAACUAUUGAUCAGAACGAUUUGGUAUCAGACGAUGAGAUGACUAGAACUAUUGUAGAUAACAAUGUUUUAAAAGAUAUAUAUCAUACUAGUCAGAAUUAUAAGACUUUCGUUAAUAAAAUAUUUUUGACAAUAGGUAAGCUAUUUAAAGCAGGAACUAUUGGUAACAAUACUGAGAAGUUAAGCAAAGUUUCAGAUAUUUUUGAUAAUAUUGUCAACUUGUUUAUAAGCGAAAAUGAUUCCAAUGUUGAAAAACGCGACCAAGAAACAAACACUGACAGUCGUCCUGAACAGACAAAUAUUCAAGUAGCGUCAAAAACAAAUGCAGAAAUCGAUAUGCAAUUACAAACAAUGAAACAGGAAAGAAAAGACGAUGAAGAGAAUGAGGAGGUUGCAGCUGAACUCCCAGAAAUUAUCACAAGAGCGGAAAAAGAACCUACACCAGAAAAGCAAAUUGAAAUACCUCGAACCGAAGCAGUCGCUCAACCUAAAAAACCUCAGCCACCAACAGAAACCAGCAACAGUUACAAUUACGACCAGUAUCAUAAUUUAUACAUGGCACAAAACCAACCAACAGCAAAUACCAACGGUUCAAAUUUGGCACAAAAUACAAGACCGCCCUGUCCUCCUCCAGCUCCGGUGCAAAAUAUACCGCCAGGUCUGCCUUACUCUAAUCAAAGUUAUUACGCAAACCAAGAAGCUGUAAAUAAAAGUCACCGCUACCCUUCCAAGAGGCCUUAUAGCGGACAUGGCAGCCCGUAUCAAAGGUAUCCUCAACAGGGUAAUCAGGUACCAAAUCAGCAGCCCCUUCACAACCAGCAGUCGUUUUACCCGCAGUACCUUCACCAACAAAAUUUGCAAAUGCAAGGCCAAAUGUUUUCGCAAAAUACUCCAUAUCAUUAAUCGGUAAUAACGAUGGCAUAAUCGAAUUUUAAGUUCGUUCAAUCGUUAAUUUAUUUUAAUAGUUAAAAGUGACCUUGAAAUAUUUGUGUCUUUUGCGCUUUAAGACA